AGAAAACAAAACAUUCCUCUAGGGCCUUGAGGAAUUGGUAUAUAGGGCCUUGGUAUAUAGGGCCUUGACAUUCCUCUUCGGGGAAAUUCCAAGGGAAAUUCGUCUAGAGUGGGGCUGUGGAGUUAGUACUGAUUUUGGGCUCAUGUAUCAUCAUUCUUGCUGAAUAUCAUUGGCCUGCUGUGACGUUUUUUUUGUUGCAUCCAUAUUAUUCUAGGCAUGGUCAAAAUUAAACUGCUGCUUGUCGGCCCGGUUCAGUCUGGGAAGACGCACCUGGCCAAUUUCCUGGCGGACGCGUUUGAAUUCUCUGGCGACGAGUACUGGCCGACGAAGGGCGCGCGGAUUCUCGAGUUUGACGUGCGGGACAUCAACGUCAACAACAGGAAGGACAAGGUGGACGUGGAGCUGUGGGACGUCAGCGGCGACCGACAGUACGAGGGCUGCUGGCCGGCCAUCCAGCACGAGGCCAACGGUGUACUGUUCGUGUACAGCGCCUCGCGGGUGGAGCGCGACGCCCGCGAGCUGGAGGCGCUCUACACGAGCUUCGUGCAGCAGCAGGGGCUGCGCGACUCGCAGUGUCUGGUGAUCGCGCACCAGCAGGGCGCCGACCCCGGACACGCCGGCAAACUGCCCGGCUCGUCGUUUGCCACCAUCCCGCAGGUGGACGCCAACCUGGACGCCAACACCAACCAGAUCCGGUCCGACUUCAACGGCUACGUGUCCCAGGUGGCCGGCAUGGUCAGCGAGGCGCGCGAGAAGGCCGAGCGCGACAUCGUCGGCAAGUGAGGCCGCGCCGCGCCGCGCCCACAGCGGCAGCGAGACGGCGGCGGGACACCGGUACGGGAUCAGCUACCAUCCACACGUCACCAAUCAGAACCACUAUAGGUUGCUUGGCUUUCAAGUAAUUGUGUUGGAGGAAGCAAUGAACUUUUCUGACUUAGCAGCGUGACAUGCGUUUCCUGCGUGUUUUUUUCCGCAUCACCAUUCGUUCCGAUAUUCGCUGUCGUACUACCAAGUAGCUGAAUAUUCUGUGAUCUGUCCCACCACUGUCCUCGCCGAUAUGUUCGGUCCAGAGAAGUUAUGAGCGCUGUGACCCGGUGGCCACUCGCCGUCCGACGGCUCACGGCGGCAGCACGGACACGCACCUCUCGGUGGUUACUAGGCGGGGCCAUCCUCAUCACGGAACUGUGACGCCAGCGGUCUGUGGCCGCAGUCGGCUGUACUCCGUGCAGUGCACUUGUAAAGGGCAUCGUGUGUUGUUCCGUUAUCGUGUGCGUCUCCGUCCAUAUUUACCACCUGCCUUAUCCACGAGCCACGCGUUGUAUAAUCAUAAAGAUCCAAUUGUAGAAUAUCUUAUAAAUAUAUUCUUUGGGAACA
Messenger RNA from Amphibalanus amphitrite, 1374 nucleotides. RefSeq names its product intraflagellar transport protein 22 homolog. The record is from RefSeq and is a predicted model, not a curated record. Gene Ontology annotation, biological process: intracellular protein transport. Gene Ontology annotation, molecular function: GTPase activity. Bases 217 to 783 code for a protein of 188 amino acids. NCBI's taxonomy places the organism in Eukaryota, Metazoa, Arthropoda, Thecostraca, Balanomorpha, Balanidae. The transcript has 4 exons. Gene Ontology annotation, cellular component: endomembrane system.